Messenger RNA from Parus major (Great Tit), 10788 nucleotides. It is a transcript of the gene PTPRB, whose product is annotated as protein tyrosine phosphatase receptor type B. Gene Ontology annotation, molecular function: protein tyrosine phosphatase activity; cadherin binding. The coding region runs from base 70 to 6699 and encodes 2209 amino acids. NCBI's taxonomy places the organism in Eukaryota, Metazoa, Chordata, Aves, Passeriformes, Paridae. Gene Ontology annotation, biological process: angiogenesis; protein dephosphorylation. The transcript is spliced from 34 exons. The record is from RefSeq and is a predicted model, not a curated record.
CCUAGCCCUCGCUUCACUUAUCUGAGGUGGGUUUUUUUAAGAGAAGCAUGGGGAGUUGCUAGAGGGAAAAUGGAGUCUUUAUUUCACGUCCUGGUUUCUACCUGUCUUGCCUUGACAUUCUCAGAAGGGUUUCUGAUUAUCCAUGUCCAGAAACAGCAAUGUCUUUCGGAAAAGCAAGGAGUCAUUAUGGAAAAGUGCAAUAUGACCAACCUGAACCAGAAGUGGCAGUGGAUGGCAGAUGACAGGCUCCUCCAUGUGAAGUCUGCCCAGUGUCUCAGCAUCUCUACGCUCUCUGCUCUGUCGUCUCGCAGCAUCAUCGUCGACUGUUCCCAGGCAGUCAGGUGGAAUUGCCAUGAGGAUGGGCUCCUGAAGGUGGCCAACAGCUCUCUUUUCCUCACAAAACAAGGUCAGAAGGUAAUGGCCAAGCGGAGUAAAAAAUACCUUCAUACAUGGAUGCAGCUAAAAGCCAGAGAGACGGGAAAACCUGUUUAUGUAAAUCUGUGCUCAAAGCAAGAUCUCCAAGAUGCAGACACUUCUGUGUGGAGCACUAGAACUACAUCCCCCUCUUCAAAUGAUACUACUUCUAGGCCUGAAAACGUGUUGAAGAGUAGCACAGAGAUGUUCAUCAGAAAUGUGACAGAAUAUUACAGUAGAAGUCCCAUUGAAAACCUCUACUUUGACUUGAAAUCUGCAGUAACAGAGAAAGCCUGGAUUCCAACAACCAGUCUUCAAUACUCUAGCACUGCAGAAGAGGCCGCGCCGGGGCAGGCGGCGGGAUGCAGCGCCAACCUGACGGAGCGGAGCGUCACCGGGCAGAGCGUCCGGCUGCGCUGGGGCGCCGCGGGCCGCGCCUGCAACUUCAGCCUGAGCGGGCGCUCCGAGGACGGGGAGGCGGCCGGCUGCCAGCCCGUCCCCGCGGGAAACGGCACCUACGGCUGCACCCUGCGGGGCCUGGAGGCCGGGACCUGGUACCACCUGCGCAUCGAGCCGCUCGCCGGCGGCGAGGCUCUGAACAUCUCCCUGCAGACAGAUCCCUUGCCACCAUCUCGUUUGGAAAUUAAUAAGGAAAAAAUUACGCUGACAAGCUUGCAGGUUCAAUGGGAUCCUUCUCCAGGAAAGGUGGAUGUGUAUAACCUAGUAUUAUUUGAUCGUGAUAAUAAAAAGAUACAAGAAGUCUCCGUACCAGGAAGAAUUUCAAAAACAGAAAAUACAUUUUCCAGUCUCAUUCCUGGGAAUAAAUACAACAUUGUCCUCAGUGCCAUUGCUGGAAAUAAGACUACCCCAGAACUUCACAUAAGUGGAUCCACUGUGCCAUCUCCUGUGGAAAAUAUCCAGGUCAGUGUCAAGACAGACACUAUCCAUGUUUCGUGGUCUUCCGGCUCUGGACAUGUGGAUCAUUACAGACUGCUGUUACUGGAUAAUCAUGUACGAGUUCAUGAGAUUCACCAAGAAGGUUCUCUCACCUCCUACACUUUUUCAGGACUUACAGCUGGCCACCUGUAUAACCUCUCUGUCAUAACCCAGGCUGCAGGAUUGGAGAGCAGCAGUUUUCAAACAGUCAGGACAGCCCCAGCUGAAGUCCUAGAUUUGAUGGUGACUAAUGAUGGCAGCUUAGAUGCUUUAAAAGUUAAGUGGAGAAGACCUUCAGGAAACCUCAAUUUCUAUAAUAUCACUCUGUCUCAUCUUGGAUCAGUUAAAGAAGUCAAAACUGUGCAGCCACCAGUCACAGAGACACAGUUUGACAAGCUAACUCCAGGACGUCUUUAUCAGGUUACUGCCCGCACAAUCAGUGGUGAACUGUUCACCGAUCGGAUGGCAACUGGCAGGACAUUUCCCCAGAAAGUUUUGGAGCUGCAGGCAGGUGCUAGCAGCUGGCUGCGGUCUCUGCAAGUGACCUGGGUGCCCCCUACGGGAGACUGGGAGAGGUACCACCUUCUCCUGUGGAACCGCUCAGCCCUGGUGCUCAACACCACCCUCGAGAAGGACACCACCGAGUACCUCAUCCGUGAUGCGGGCCUCAUCCCAGGGAGGGAGUACGGCGUGGAAGUCAUUGUGGAGAGUGGCAAUUUGCAGAGCAAGACAAGUUGCAUGGGGAGAACAGCUCCAGAGCCUGUUCUCCAGCUCCGUGUAAAGCAUGCUAAUGAAUCUUCACUUAGUGUCAUGUGGAUGACCCCUGUUGCAGAAUGGGAUGGCUAUGUGGUUUCCCUGGGAGACAGCGAUCUUAGUAUUGUGAAAAAAGGACUUGCAAAAGAAGCUAAGGAAUUCACUUUCACUGACUUGGUACCUGGAAGGAAAUAUACAGCUACUGUCACUACCAUUAGUGGGACUUUAAGCAACUGGACUUCAGUAGAAGGAAGAACAGUGCCAGCCCAAGUGACAAGUCUGACUGUGGCAAAUCAGGGAUCAACCAGCAGCUUGUUCACCAACUGGACAAGAGCACUGGGAGAUGUAGACUCAUACCAAGUGCUGCUGAUUCAUGAGAAUGUUGUCAUUAAAAAUGAAACUGUUCCUAGUGAAACCAACAGAUAUCACUUCUAUCCCCUGAAACCUGGAGGACUCUAUUCAGUUGUUGUCACCACUGUCAGUGGAGGAAUAUCUUCAAGGCAAACAAUUGCAGAGGAAAGGACGGUUCCUUCCAGUGUGACGGGAGUAACAGUAAAUAACUCGGGUCGGAGUGACUACCUCAGUGUUUCUUGGCUGCCAGCUUCUGGAGAUGUAGACAGUUACUUGAUAACACUCUCUCAUGAUGACAAGAUUGUUCAGACUCUCACCAUUUCCAAAUCAUUCAGUGAAUGCUCCUUCAGCAGCCUUACUCCUGGGACACUUUAUGAUGUGAUGAUAACCACAAAGAGUGGAAAGUACGAAAACUAUUCCCUCAGCCAGGAACGAACAGUCCCUUCAAGUGUCCAGGGACUGACUGUCAGCAAUUCAGCCAGAAGUGACUACUUGAAGGUGUCCUGGUUACAUGCAUCUGGAUAUUUUGAUAAUUAUGAAGUGAUCAUCAGGAACAACAAUGAUUUCAUUCAAACAAAAAGUGUCCCAAAGGAUGAAAAUGAAUGUGUGUUCACCAGUCUGGUCCCAGGGAGGCAGUAUAGUGUCACGGUCAGCACAAGGAGUGGGAAAUACGAAACUAGUGAAAGAGUCUAUGGCAGAACAAUGCCAGAGUCAGUGAAGGAGCUGACUCUUAGUAACAGAAGCACAGAAGAUCUGCAGGUAACUUGGUCAAAGGCUGAGGGGGAUGUUGAUAAGUAUGAGAUUCAGCUCCUCUUCAAUGAUAUGAAGAUCUUCCCUCCCAUUUUCCUUGGGAACACCAUUGAGGAGUAUUGGUUUACAGCUCUGACUCCAGGACGUCUAUACAAAAUUCUUGUUUUGACCAUCAGUGGAGAUGCACAGCGUGCUACUUUCAUAGAAGGCCUGACAAUUCCAAGCAAGGUCCGCAACAUUCAUGUGUCACCUAAUGGCAUGACAAACAGCCUGAAAGUGAGCUGGACCCCUGGAGGUGGAGAUGUUGAUUCCUACACAGUGACUAUAUUUCAGCAAAACCAUCAGCUUGAUUCCCAGAGUGUCUCCAAACACAUCUCUGAGUACAUGUUUCACAAGCUGGAAGCUGGGGAGCAGUACCAGGUGGUGGUGCAAUCUAACAGUGGCACCUUGCACAACAGCUUAGAAGCUUUUGGGAGAACAAUUCCAGCCUCUGUCCAGGAAUUACUAGCCCAUCAUGCUUACAGCAGUCAUUCCUUGUUAGUAACCUGGCAGAAAGCUCCUGGUGUAGCCGAAAGAUAUGACAUUCUGCUCUUGAAUGAGCAAGGAAUCCUCCUGAGUAAUAAAUCAGAGCCAGCUACUGCCAAACAGCACAAAUUUGAAGAUUUAGUGGCUGGCAAGAAGUAUAAAAUACAAGUUUUGACAGUCAGUGGUGGACUCUUCAGUAAGCGUGCAGAAACUGUUGGCCGAACAGUUCCAGCAGCUGUUACAAAUCUGAAAGUCACAGAGAACACCACUGACCGACUGUCCUUCAGCUGGACCACCUCUCAAGGGGAGCUUGAUUCGUAUGACAUCUUCCUAUACAAUCCAGACAAGUCCCUUCAUGACAGGAUUUCAGGAGAGCAGCAUCUCCAGCAGUGUUCAUUCCAGAAUCUGCGCCAAGGCAGGAUGUAUCGAAUGGUGAUUGUUACACACAGUGGAGACCUCACUAACGAGUCGUCUGUCUAUGGAAGAACAGUACCAGCCCCAGUUGUUGGUCUCCAGGCGUCCAACCGAAACAUGACGGACAGUCUGUGGUUCACCUGGGGCCCAGCAGCAGGAGAUGUUGACUUCUAUGAGCUGAAUCUUUACAACCCAAAUGGGACACAGAAAGAAACUGAGCAAAGAAAAGACCUGGAAGGGUGGCACUUUCAGGGGCUCAUUCCUGGCAGAAAGUACACUUUAGUUGUGGUGACUCACAGUGGUGACCUGACCAACACAGCAAAUGCUGAAGGAAGAACAGCACCCAGCUCUCCUAAUGCUGUGUCAUUUACUGAUGUUGCAAACACUUCUUUAUCAAUCACUUGGCUGGGUCCUCCAGACUGGACAGACUAUGACGAUUUUGAGGUGCAGUGGCUUCCAAAGGAUCCUCUCACAGUAUUCAAUCCCUACAGCAGCAGCAAAUCCAAAGUACGCAUCAUCUAUGGCCUGCGACCAGGAAGACUCUACGAGUUCAGUGUCAGAACUGUCAGUGGUGACAGCUGGAAGACAUACAGUCAGUCACAGUCUGCAAGUGUGAGAACAAAACCGGACAAGAUACAAAGCCUUCACUGUCGGCCCCAAACCUCUACUGCCAUCGCAUGUUCCUGGACUCCUCCCGAUUCUGACUUUGAUGGGUACAGUGUCGAGUGCAAGAAAAUGGACACUCGUGAAGUGGAAUUUUCUAAAAGGAUAGAAAAAGACAAAUCUCUGCUUAAUAUCAUGACCCUUGUUCCCCACAAGCGAUACCUGGUGUCCAUCAAGGUGCAUUCUGCAGACAUGACGAGUGAAGUGGUUGAAGACAGCACCAUCACAAUGAUUGAUCGUCCUCCUCAGCCACCUCCAGACAUACGAGUGAACAAAAAAGAGGUGCUGAUUACCAAAUCCUCCAUCAACUUUACUUUUAAUUGCAGCUGGUUUAGUGAUACUAAUGGAGCUGUGAAAUACUUUACUGUGGUUGUGAGGGAGGCUGAUGGCAGUGAAGGACCAAAGCCUGAUGAGCAGCACCCAUUACCUUCCUACCUGGAGUACAAAUACAACGACUCUAUACGCAUCUACCAGACCAAUUAUUUUGCCAGUAGCUGUGCUGAAAACCCUGACAGUGACUAUAAAAGCUUUGACAUUAAGCUUGGAGGAGAAAUGGAAAAUCUGGGAGGAAAGUGUGAUCCAGAUCACCAGAAAUUCUGCGAUGGACCUCUAAAGCCUCGAACUGCGUAUAGAAUCAGCAUACGAGCUUUUACUCAGCUUUUCAGUGAAGACCCAAGGGAACUUCCUAAACCACUCUUUGCAGACACCUUCUUCUCUUUACCGAUCACUACAGAGGCAGAGCCUCUCUUUGGAGUUAUUGAAGGUGUGAGUGCUGGCUUGUUUCUGAUUGUGAUGUUGGUGGCUGUUACUGCUUUAUUUGUCUGCAGACAAAAAGUUGGCAAUGGCCAUGAGAGACCUACAGCAAGGCUGAACAUUCGCAGAGACAGGCCACUGUCAGUCCAUUUGAACUUGGGGCAAAAAGGGUACCGGAAAACUUCCAGUCCGAUCAAAGUCAGUCACUUUGAAGCACACUUCACCAAACUUCAAGCAGACUCCAACUACCUUCUGUCCAAGGAGUAUGAGGACUUGAAAGAUGUGGGUCGAAACCAGACAUGCGACAUAGCACUUCUGCCAGAGAACAGAGGGAAAAAUCGAUACAAUAAUAUAUUGCCCUAUGAUACAUCAAGAGUGAAGCUUUCCAAUGUGGAUGAUGACCCUUGCUCAGACUACAUUAAUGCAAGCUACAUACCAGGCAAUAAUUUCCGCAGGGAAUACAUAGCAACUCAGGGCCCUUUGCCUGGAACCAAAGAUGAGUUCUGGAAGAUGGCAUGGGAGCAAAAUGUUCACAAUAUUGUCAUGGUAACCCAGUGUGUUGAGAAGGGCCGGGUAAAGUGUGAUCAAUACUGGCCCCAUGACCAGGAUUCCUUAUACUAUGGCGACCUGAUUGUUGAGAUGCUGUCUGAAUCAGUGCUCCCAGAAUGGACAAUUCGAGAGUUUAAAAUCUGCAGUGAAGAGCAGCUUGACUCAACAAGGCUCAUUCGUCACUUCCACUACACUGUAUGGCCAGAUCAUGGUGUGCCAGAGACCACCCAGUCUCUGAUUCAGUUUGUCAGAACCGUUAGAGAUUAUAUCAAUAGGACCCCAGACACAGGACCAAGUAUUGUACACUGCAGUGCUGGUGUUGGUAGGACUGGCACAUUCAUUGCACUGGACCGAAUUCUGCAACAGCUGGAUUCGAAGGACACUGUUGACAUUUAUGCAGCAGUGCAUGAUCUAAGGCUUCACCGUGUUCACAUGGUUCAGACAGAGUGUCAAUAUGUGUAUCUACAUCAGUGUGUGAGAGAUGUGUUAAGAUCCAGAAAACUUCGCAGUGAACAGGAAAAUCCCUUAUUUCCAAUAUAUGAAAAUGUGAAUCCAGAAUAUCACAGAGAUGCUGUUUAUUCAAGGCACUAAGAAUGUUAGAGAUACCUGCUUUUGUGAACACAUUUGUUAACUAGGGUUUUUUUUUUGUUUUUUAAUGUAUGUAUUUCAUGCACCAGAAAGGUGCCAGACCUUUUGGCUGAGACUGUGUAUAAUUUAUUGGUCUGGUGAUUUUUUUAAAAGAUAUAUAAUUUAAAUGUAAUAGAUAUUAAUGUAUAUAAAUGUAUUUUGGCAUUGUGUAAAUAUGUAUUUUUUUCUGUAUUGUUUAUAUUAAUAUUAUGCUUCAGAUAAUACUAUUUUUUCUUAUCACAGUUUUUAUAAACUGUUCUACAUAAACUAUUUUAAAUUGUAUGGCUAACAGGACUGCUGCGUUUGGGGCGCUAUUGGCAUGACAUGGGAAAAGUCCUAUACAGAGAACCUCAUUUUUAAAAGAUAUUGCAGAGUUUGUAAGAUGAAAUAAGCUACUAUUAAGCAAGGAAACUGUAGUCCUGUACAGGAAUUACAGUGCUACUCUACACUUUAAACUUACUGCUUUUCAUCAGACAAAAAUGGGAGCAACCCAUAUCACAGUGGCAUACCUUUUACAGAACCCAUUAACAACCAAGCAAAACAGGGUUCACCUCACAAGUAGCAACUGUUUCAGUCUAGUGUGACAUAGUAGAAAAAUAUCAAACACUGCAGUGAAGUCUAGCAGACCUUUUUCCCACCACAUACUUUGGGGGGAGAUAGGUCCCAUUCUGAUUUCUUUACACUGGUUUAAUAGAGCAGAAUCAGACCACAACUUGUGUCUGUGCACUUUCAUGUGUGUAUAUUUUAAUUAAGAAAGGUGUUCAAAGAAGCACCUCAGACAUUAGUGUUAACAGACCUGUGAGGAUGUGAAGUCUGGCAGCUUCUAUAGCUCAUUGGGAACGAUGCCUGUAGCAUGACAGCCAGAAAAGUACAGAGAUUGCAAACAUACUGAAACAAAGACAUAUCCCACAAUUUACACAACUGGCCUUAAGCUGCACUUUACCCCAAGUGUUGGUAUCCUUCAAAUGCCACUUGCUUUCACAAGGGACAGUUUGGCCCCAGCAUGUCUGCAUAGAAAUAAUUCUUCACUGGAAUAUUACCUGAUGUCACCACCACAGGGGCAGUUGGAAUGGAAAAAGGCUUAUCAGGGAAUGUAGGCUGGCAGGGCUGUCCUGAUCAUAGAAUUAUCAAAAGUUUUGGGUUGGAAGAGACAGUAAAGAUUAUGUAGUUCCAAUCCCCAUGCCCCCAGGCAGGGGCUCAUUACUGAAAACAUGUGGUGAUCAGCAAGAAGUAUAAUCAAAGAGUACUUACCAGGUAUCCUGCCCAGCCAAGUGGAUUAUGCACAGCCUCUCUCUUCUGCAAAGAGGCGUCCCAUUCAAGGGUCUGAACACUCUGUUCACCUAUUAUUUGUCUUUAUAAAAUACUUCUCAAACAAAUAGUGAGGAGACAGUACACAGUUCCUCUCCCUUAUGAAAAGAAGGAAGGACUUCAUAGUUCUUCUUUCAUAUAUCUACCCAUACUUUUGUAGUGAAAACUUAGCUUAUUGCUGAAGGUAAGUGCCUACAUUCCACUUCUGUUUUGGAGAAAGAUAGUGUUUCUGAUGGCCUUCUGAGAAUCAGUAAGUAGCUGAGUGCCUAACUGAGGAACUCCUGUGGCACAUCAGGACUGUGCACAUCCAUCACUCUAGUUUUCCUAGAGAAGGUAAUAGCCCAAUAAUCACUUUUUGUGCUCCAUCUGGAAUCUCAUCCUUUUUUCACCAAAUAUCCUCACAUGCCCCAGAAGCCACCCUUCAAAUCAGCUGUCACAGCUGCUCAGAACAUGUAAACUUGGUUAAUCUUUUUAGGUGUUUCUGAAUGAAAAUACUGCUGAUCCCUCCUGCACAUCCUCUUUGGCACCACACAAACCUCAAAAUUCACCACCCUUAACAGAAACUGAAGAAGAAGGGAACUAGCAUUAGAGUGGAGACAGUUUCACAGAGAAAAGUCUAAGUGAAACCACAGAGACGUGCACAUUUUUAUAGAGACGCCUGCUUUUGUCUGUUUCCUUUGCUAGACAACUACAUUAGCAAGCAAGGAUAAACAAGCAUGGCCACUUUAAAUUGAUUGUUGAUGGUGCUGAUAGCUGCGGGACUUAAGGCAUCAUGAAAACUGUUGCUGCAUUACAUGCACUGCAUUUGGUCCUUUCUUUUUUGCAGGACAAAGAUCACCGUGCUAUUUACCAGCAGUACAAUUACAGUUAAGACACACCAAGUGUACCCUAUAAAUUACCUCACACUCCAUAUCACUGUGUCAUUUUUUAAUGCUGAGGGAAACAGAGCUCACUCAGUACCAUAUGAUCUGAGGGCAAAAGUCUGCUGGUAUGCUCUGUAUGCAUGUUGUUCAUCAUUUUCAGAAACACACAUCAUUCUGCAGUUUAUUUUAUCAUUCUCAGCUCCCUUGUUCUCUGCAGCUACAGAGUUCACAAAUGCGUACCCAAAAUGACAAUGGCAUAGCAGACGGCUAGUUUCAUCUUUUCUCUCAGCUAAUAAUGGACACACUUCAUAAGCCUCUUCCUCCUCAUCACUUCAUAACAUGACAGAUGACCUUAAACACUCUGGCACAGUGCUCUUGAGCAGCUUUACAUUUCUGCCCAAGUAGGUCACACAUGAGACUGUAUACACAUAUUAUUGCUCUGGUUCUGCUCUCUAGCCAAUUCUGCUCAUAUGAAACCAACGUAAAUCCACUGAGAAAAAGUUAAAAAGUAUCUAUGUAGCAUUUUUAAUAUACAACACCUACUUCUCAGUAAAAGUAAUUAUAUUUACUGUGCCUCUAAGCUGAAUAACAGGACUAAUGGGAAAUUGUUAAUGUAACAAGAAUGGAUUUGAAGGAGCUUGUGUGCUGAACAAAGACCACUUUUAAGGAAAAAGACAUCUUUUGAAUGUUCUUGAUGAUGUUCAGAAUUAUUUUCUUGAUGUUUCCCAAUAAUAAUGUUAGAAAGCAAGGCUAGUGUUGUUGCUGAUCCAUAAGCUAAGAUUUGCACACUUGGAGCCCAUCCUUGAAAUCUCUGCAUUGUCCACAAAGCUACCUGAGUACUUUCAUGAAAGUCAACUGGAAUGCUUGCCUGAAGAAAAUACCAGUCCACUUCUGAACCACUUGCAGGGUUGGGCAUUUAGGUUAAGUCAAAUUUUUGUAUUGAAAGUUAUUUAAUAAUGAAAAAAUUGUAAUAAAUAUGUUUUUAAUCUGUGCAAUACAAUUACAAGAUCCACUAGCGAUUGUAGGAAAAAAAAGAUUCUCCAUAGCUGGAGUUGAUAAAUGAUAUUUUUUUGUUACUAAUGGAACACAAAAGUGAGUGAGAGAAAUAGGCAUACUGUGAAGAUGUCAAAAAGUGCAACUUUAUACAUUUUUCUCUGCUGCUAUAGUUAUUUAGCAAUAAAUAAUGCCUAAAAUGCCAGAAAUAUUAUUUUGUGCUAUAAUAUACUAUGAAUUUCCUUUCAAUUUUAGAACAGAGAAAAGAAAAUAUGUGAGCUUUAAGUUUAUAUUAUGUAUUGUAUAUGGUUAUUUACACUUUGACUUUGAAAGCAGAAAGUUAAACACUAGACAGAUAGGAGUACAUGAGCACUUAGCUGUGCUCCUCAGCCUGGGAUUUAAUAUAUGGACUAGGGGGAUGAGAACAAUAGCCAUCAAAUCACUCUAUCAGCAUUUCUCUCCAGGGCCACAGAUCAAAGAAAUGCAUCUGACACUGUGAGAUACAGCCUACCACAACCACAGCUUCAUGUCCAGAGAGUGCCUUGCAGGUGCUUAACAUUUAUUCAGAUUUCUUUCAGUAAUUCAGACGUACAGUUUGUGUAAAUAAAAUGCAAUAUAAAAUGACCACCACUCCCUCAUGGCCCUGUCACAGAUAUCUGGGCUCUGGAGCUGUGAGCUCUGGGACCCAUAAUACCAGGAUGCUGUGACAUUGAAUUGAAAUGAGUGCUCACCCCAGUAUUUGGGCAACUUGCUGUAGAUCCUGUGCACUCAUCUGUCUCCCUCACACUGACAAAAUCAAACUCCUGACCUGUUGGUAGCACCACCAUGGCCAAAGCAAACUGGUCUGUUAUCAGUGGCCUCACAGAUCAACAGCUGGUUCAAAAUGGGA